Emys orbicularis (European pond turtle) is the source of this 639-nucleotide messenger RNA. It is a transcript of the gene TMEM235, whose product is annotated as transmembrane protein 235. The record is from RefSeq and is a predicted model, not a curated record. The transcript has 4 exons. NCBI's taxonomy places the organism in Eukaryota, Metazoa, Chordata, Testudines, Emydidae. Gene Ontology annotation, cellular component: apical plasma membrane. Bases 1 to 639 code for a protein of 212 amino acids.
AUGGGGAUGGGGCCAGGCGCGGUGCCCGCGGGCGCCCUGUGCCUGGGCGCUGCGCUCAGCGGCAUCCUCAGCUUCGGGCUCCUGGCCGUGGCCAUCGGGUCGGACUAUUGGUACGUGCUGCGGGUGGAGCCGACGCGGGACCCGGAGCCGCUCAGCUCCCACUCCGGGCUCUGGCGGGUCUGCGAAGGCAGGAACGUCUGCAUCCCACUGAUCGACCCAUUUGGGAGCGAAACCCAAGAGGUGCCCGCAUCACUGCAGCAUCUGAUCUGCAUGCACCGGGCCUUCGUGGUCUUGCUGCCACUCAGCCUCAUCCUCCUCGUCUUCGGCUGGAUCUGUGGCGUUGUCAGCUCCUUGGCACAAAGCUGCCAGCUGCUGCUCUUCACAGGCGGCUACUUCCUGCUGGGAGGCCUGCUGACUCUGACCGGGAUCAGCGUCUACAUCAGCUACUCGGGGGCGGCCUUCGCCGAGACCGUCCGCAUGUACAACCAGCAGCACUUUGACCAUGUCCGCGUCAGCUUUGGCUGGUCCAUGGCACUGGCCUGGCUCUCCUUCAGCUCUGAGGUACUGGCUGGCUCCCUCCUCCUCCUCGCUGCCCGGCUCCUCAGCCUGCAGCAAGCCACACGCUCUGUGGCCAUCUGA